GACGGCCGGUUUGCAGCCGCCAGCCGCUAUUGCAAGGUUGAAGCCAGAGUGGACCGUUCUGGAGCUGCUGUUCCCUCACUGUUGAGACAUCACCGAGAGCUCAGCACCAAGGCUGAACUGUACCAUUUAGAAGAAUGGAAGCCGAUACAUCUGUAGACAUGUUUUCAAAAGUCCUGGAGAAUCAGUUGCUUCAGACUACCAAAUUAGUGGAAGAACAUUUGGAUUCUGAAAUUCAGAACCUGGAUCAGAUGGAUGAGGAUGAAUUGGAACGCCUCAAAGAAAAGAGACUUGAGGCACUAAGGAAGGCUCAACAGCAGAAACAAGAAUGGCUUUCUAAAGGACAUGGGGAAUACAGAGAGAUCCCUAGUGAGAGAGACUUUUUUCAAGAAGUCAAGGAGAGCAAAAAAGUGGUUUGCCAUUUCUACAGAUAUUCCACAUUCAGGUAUAAAAUACUAGACAGACAUUUGAUGAUAUUGUCCAAGAAACACCUUGAGACCAAGUUUUUGAAGCUGAAUGUGGGAAAAGCACCUUUCCUUUGUGAGAGACUGUGUAUCAAAGUCAUUCCCACACUAGCACUGGUAAAAGAUGGGAAAACACAAGAUUAUGUUGUUGGAUUUACUGACUUAAGAAAUACAGAUGACUUUCCCACAGAAACUUUGGAAUGGAGGCUCGGUUGUUCGGAUAUUCUUAACUACAGCGGAAAUUUAAUGGAGCCACCAUUUCAGAGCCAAAAGAAAUUUGGAAUAAACUUUACAAAGCUGGAAAAGAAAACUAUCUGA
Lemur catta (Ring-tailed lemur) is the source of this 779-nucleotide messenger RNA. Its product is annotated as thioredoxin domain-containing protein 9-like. The record is from RefSeq and is a predicted model, not a curated record. NCBI's taxonomy places the organism in Eukaryota, Metazoa, Chordata, Mammalia, Primates, Lemuridae. The transcript has a single exon. Gene Ontology annotation, biological process: microtubule cytoskeleton organization. The coding region runs from base 135 to 779 and encodes 214 amino acids. Gene Ontology annotation, cellular component: cytoplasm.